UUAGAUUUUAGACCGUGAUUUCAUCUAUUCUGCGAACAAUGUAGAGAAGAUCUUCUCUACAUCGUCCUUAUAUCAGCUUCUCUACAUCGUGAUUCUGUGUAAUAACAGUAAUAACUAUCUAUGUAGACUCCAAUCGACUGAUCGGGUUUCUAUUCUUGUUCUAUAAUAUAAGUCGGGUGUAUGUGAAUCAAUUAUUUUGGAAUUCUAUUUUUAGCGUCAGAAUAUUGUAAAAAUAAAUCAUUGAUAAAAAAAAUCGAUAAUUUUUUAGUUACAAAAAUAGUACUUGGGUCUCAUAAAAUUGUCCUUCAUCCAACUGUGUGCCAUAGCAUUUACCAUUGAUUAUAUCAUAAACAUGAUAGAUCUCGUGAAAUUGUGAAAAUAAAUAAUAAAUUCAACCAUAGUCAGUUGUAACUUGUAGUUGUAAACUGUUUGUGGCAGGGUCUUAAGAGAUCUUCUAAGUUCUAAGACCGCGGUUUGUAGCACGAUUUAAGAUAUCUUAAACCGUGGUUUGUAUAGUCACAGACCAAUGUGUAUUGAUACAUACACAUCGAGAUAGAUGAACAAUACAAUAGUAUUGUUUAUCUAUCUCGAUGCGGACACGAUAAAUGAGCGCUGGACUCCGAAGCCUGUUGCUCAUAGUGUUCAUACUUUAUAAGCACUACAACUAAUGUAACAAUUGGUUCCCAACAUUGUACCGUUACGCUGGCCGUUACGUACUUACGUGUUUAAAACUAUAAAAUGGCAUUCACAUUUCACAGUGAUUUGACAAAUGACAAAUACAACCACUAUCGAAAGAAUUACAAACUUUUCCCACAGCGAUAUUAUAAUUUAUAUAAGUGAAAUUGUUGCUGAACAUUGAACCUAAAUCGACAAUUAUUGAAGAAACCACUUAAAUAACUGUGGUAGUGUGGUGCGUUGAAAUGCUCCAAAGCAUAAAUAAUCACAGAUCACAAGAGAAUUGUAUUACUCCAAAAAAAAAUAAUGGGCAUUACCAGUCGAAAAAAAUUAAUUUUAAAGACAUUUUAAAUGAUUUAAGUUUGCAAGACGUAAAUAAAGCUGGCACAAUUUUGGAUGGUUGUAAAAUUUAUUUUAGUGGAUUUAAUUUAAGCGAAGAAGAAAAAUUAAAACGAAUUGUAAUUUCUACUGGUGGAAUUCGAUACACGGAGCUAAAUGAGUCUAUAACCCAUAUUUUAGUAGGUGAAUUUUCUGCAUCACUUGCAAAAUUAUUACACUCUAUUCAAGAAAAACCUCAUGUUGUGAAUUUUAAUUGGUUACUUGAAAGUAUAAAUUUGAAAUGCACUGCUCCAGAAGAACAGUUUCUAGCAAUGGAUUCAUCUCAUUCAUUUACACCAGAAUCUCCAUCUCCCCUUAGCAAAAAGGGAUUGUAUAUGAUGAAAAAUUCUACAGUCUCUCAACCGAGAGUAGUAGAUAGACCUAAACUACAAACUUCAAAUGUAACCAGUAAUCCGCCAACGGAUAAUUUUAUCGAUCAAUAUUUGAAUGUUGAAAACGCCAAUUUUAAUGAUACGCUUAGUGAAAAAUCCUCUUGUACAACACAAGAUACAAUGUCCACUCAAGAUAGUAAACUUGAAUCUGUAUUAGAAGGAUUAACUAUUCUUCUCCAUGAUUUGGACGCUCAUCAGUUGCCAUCCAUAAAAAGUAAAAUAAUAUCAAUGGGUGGUGUGGCAGUUAAUACACGUAGUUAUCGAGGACAAAUUAACUAUGUUGUUGUUCCUAUUGUAUUCAAUGAGAAGUCAUUAAGUAUUAAAGCCACCAUAGUUAGCUGUCUUUGGAUAGAAGACUGUUAUAAUAAUGUUGAACAAACUCCUAUAGAAUAUUAUCAUAAACCUGUAAUUUUUAGUGGUUCUAUGCCUCUAAAAAACUGUGUGAUUAGCAUCACCAAUUAUACAGGGUCUGAACGAUAUUUCUUAAAAGAAGUUUCACUACUUCUUGGAGCGAAUUUUCAAGAUGCAUUGUCAAGAAAAUCGAAACCAGAAGAUAACAUUAUGAUGACAACUCACCUCAUUUGUUCUACUCCAGAAGGACCCAAAUAUGAAGCCUCAGUUAAAUGGGGAGUACCAGUUGUAUCUAAAGAAUGGCUACUUAAAUGUGUUCCAUGCAAAUGCCGUUUACCAGAAGAUAAAUUUCCAAUUGUUUCCAAUGCAAUACCGCUGAAAGACACUGAGAAAGAUAUUGAACCACCACUAAAAAAGAAAUGUUCAGUUGAAAUCAUGAUUCCUACCUCUCAAGUUUUACGUUCACCUUUCAACAAAUGUAAACCAGAAAUAACGCCUUUGAAAUCAAAUUGUUCUACUCCAGUUGAUUCAAAUAGUUUCAUCAACAAUUUAAAAACCCCAGAAACUCCAUAUGGACAAAUACUUAAUUAUGAUCCUGUUACACCAGAAACAAAAAAGGAAUUGAAAAAAAGUAUAGAUAUUUUACCAGAUGGCCUCGAUGAACAAUCACAACCUAAGUUAAGGAACCAAAAUAGUACUGAAACAAAUGAAAUACAUUCAAUAAAUGCUAAUUCAAAUGAUACAUUGAAAAGUCCAAGUUUGUCAUACCGUUCUCCAGGUGUGGCUAACAGUAGCUUGCAUAACACAUCACAAAUACCAAAAGCUCAAGAUAAUAUAUCUAAUACUGUAUUACCAAAUAUUGAUACAAAGCAACAAUCUUUAGACAAACAAGAAUUUAUAAGAAAAAUUGCACAACUCCAACAAGAUUUAUGUCCAUCAAGAGAACUAGAAAUUCCUCUUUCCAGAACAGAGUCUGAAAGUCAAGAUGAUUAUACAAAAAACUCUCAAUUGAAAGAACCAGUUGUAGAAUCAUCACAACAAUGUUCAGUUGGAUCUGAACAACAAAAAAAAACCAGGUUAAAAAGACUGUCCGAGUGCAAUAAAAAGUUUAUAUUAACCAGCAUCAAUAUCAGUGAUCGACAAAAGUAUGAAAAUGCUAUUGAAAAACUUGGUGCUCAAGUAUUGCAAAGUGCAAUAUUUUGUGAAGAUGUUACUCAUGUUCUUAUGCAUCAACCAAGUAGAACUGAAAAAUAUUUAUGUUCACUUGCUUCUGGAAAAUGGAUAUUACAUCCAAGCUAUAUUGAUGAUUGUUUAGAGGAAAAUCGCUUUCUGCCAGAAGAUAAAUACGAAUGGGGAAAUCCUUUAUCGGACUUAUCUUUAUCAACACCAUUGCACGGAGCAGGUUAUCGAUGGCGUUCUAAAAUUUGUUCUGGUAAAGCUGCAGCAUUCAGUGGUAUGAGAGCUGUAUUAAUGACUUCUGAAAAUAGAUACCAAGCUUUGACACGUCUCAUACAAGCUGGUGGUGGAAUGAUAGUGGAUAUAAAAGAACUAUUGCAGUCUACACAUUGUAUCAUUGACCAAGGGUAUGGUAAUAUUCCUGUUCCUUUAAACGAAAUCGCUGUCAAGGGUAUAUUACUAUUACCUGCUCCGUUUCUGGCUGAUCUUCUUACUAAAGACCCAACACCAGAUCCUUUAAAAUAUCUAAUACCUGAGUACCAAGCUUUCUAUAAUAGAUUAGCGCCCAAUACGUACCGUUGUAAUUUUUUAUCUAUACCAAUAUCAGCCAUACAUUAAGUAUUAUUUUUUUUUAUGAAUACCAUUAUUUGUAAUUUUUUAAUCUAAUAUAAAUUAUAAGUUGCAAUUGUUGUGUACUUCCAUAUAAUGAUGCUUUGUACUUUGUGAUAUAUCAAAUAAUUUCAAAUCAAUAGACAUAUAUUAUAAAUAAUUAUGUAAAUGUAUUAAAGUGGUUGAAAUAUUCAUACAAUUAUUACACACAUAGUAUUUUUAAUGAGUCAUUGAAUAAAUAUUUUUUAAAAGUUAAAUAAAUACAACAUAUUAUUUAUUAAUAUUUAAUCACAAAUAAUUAGGUAGGUACUUAAAAUUUAAUGAAUUUAUAAUAUUUAAUAUUAUAAAAGUUCAACUAUUAUUAAAAAUUCAAGUACUAUUGAAGAAUCAUUUAUUGUUAA
Molecule: messenger RNA, 3982 nt
Organism: Metopolophium dirhodum (rose-grain aphid)
Lineage: Eukaryota; Metazoa; Arthropoda; Insecta; Hemiptera; Aphididae
Product: DNA topoisomerase 2-binding protein 1-A-like
Exons: 19
Coding region: 921-3590 (889 amino acids)
Biological process (GO): mitotic G2 DNA damage checkpoint signaling; DNA replication initiation; mitotic DNA replication checkpoint signaling
Source: RefSeq, a predicted model, not a curated record